AUUGGGAUGAAAUAAAUGAAAGUCUGUUUAAUGGGGGAAAAAAUCUGAGCAAAGUACCAAAUUAUUUGUAAAACGCGCGUAAAUCAGCAAAAUUCUAUCUAAACUAAAGCAGACAAGGUCAAGCCAAUGUCAUAGUUCGAAACAUGAGAAAAUUACCAAGAGAUUGAAAUAAUUUAAGGCAGUUUUGAAGCGCCACUUAUCCGCUUCGAGAAAAUUCUAAUCAUGGAGAAAAUAGAAUUUCAAGAGGGUUUAAGUGGUUUGACUUCGACUAUUUUACUACGAUUACAAAUUUUUGCAUCUCAGCAAACAAUAUCGCAAAAACAAACGUAUGAGGUGAGUCAAAUUUGUUCUCGAUCAUGUCUUAGCAAUCAUAACUUGGUUUAAAUAUAGAUAAGAAACACCCGAUCUUUAUAAAUAACGAAGCGCAAAGCAAAUUAGUAGGUGCAAAACUUCUUGAUCUACAUAAUGAGAAUAUUGCUUUGUAUUGCUGUUUGCCUAAUGGCAGGGGCUUUGGCCCUCGACAUGCGCCACCUCCGACCCGAGACUCGGUUCAUGAAGCCUCUUGAUGGUCCAGAGAAGUUCACCCUGAGCGAGUGGCAACAGGUUAUGGAAAACAUGAAGCCCAGGGCUGAUGCACCCAUUGUGGACAGGAAGAUGAGGCAGCCCCAGCCAGAUUGCGCUGGUAAAGUUUUUGUCGAUGUUAAAGAGGACGGACGUAUUGUGAAUGGAGCCGUGGCGACCAAAGGCCAGUUUCCCUGGCAGGCGGCCAUAGUCAUCGAUGGUGCCUCCUUCUGCGGAGGAUCCCUCAUUUCAACCACCCGAAUCCUGACCGCCGCCCAUUGCGCUCAGGGCACUUCUUACAGGGUUAUUCUUGGCGCGCAAAACGUUUCAGUUGGGAUUGAAGUUGGCCGAGUAGAAUUUACGACGACCGUUAAACUUGUUCACCCGAGCUACAACCCGACCGUGCUCAACAACGAUCUUGCCAUUCUGACCCUUCCAUCAGCCGUCACCCUAUCAACUUACAUUUCCGUCAUUCGCCUUCCCAGACUCUCGGACGCGUCAAACACAUUCUUGGGAACAUCAGCCACUGUGAGUGGAUGGGGAAAAAUUUCAGAUGCCACCACCAGCAUCACCGAUGUUUUGCGUUACGUUUCCCUCCCAAUUAUUGCCAACACGCAAUGUGCAACAAUUUACGGCACCAGUGUGGUGAUUUCCUCAACCCUUUGCUGCUCAGGAGCGGGUGGACUCUCCACUUGCAACGGUGAUUCAGGAGGUCCUCUAGUUUACACCGAGGCAGAUGGUGUAAAAACGCAAUUGGGCGUAGUUUCCUUUGUUUCCUCCACAGGUUGCGCUUCUGGAAACCCUUCGGGUUACGCCCGAGUGACCAGUUUCCUCAACUGGAUUUCAACCAACACUGGAAUUGUUAUCAGGCCUUGAUAACUAUAAUCGCAAUGUUCAAAUGAAUAAAUUUUAAAAUUUAUGCAAACAUAUUGUAUUUUUAUUAAUGAAUUGUUUCUCACAAUCAGAAACACUUAUUACGUCUCGAACGUUAGUUUUAAAGUUAAUUUAGGAUUCUGAAUUUAACUAAUAGAAAACAAAAAGAAAGACGAAUUAUUUAGAGACCGCCAGUUAAAAAUUUUAUAAAUUGGGCAAUACUUUCAAUAUGCCAAGGACUGAUGAUGGUUUGAAU
Messenger RNA from Neocloeon triangulifer, 1690 nucleotides. RefSeq names its product brachyurin-like. The record is from RefSeq and is a predicted model, not a curated record. The transcript has 6 exons. Gene Ontology annotation, molecular function: serine-type endopeptidase activity. Gene Ontology annotation, biological process: proteolysis. Bases 466 to 1437 code for a protein of 323 amino acids. Lineage: Eukaryota; Metazoa; Arthropoda; Insecta; Ephemeroptera; Baetidae.